AUGGUCACGUUUCCGGGCCAGCUUCCCGGACUCAGAGGAACAACCAAUAGCAAUUCCCCUGUCUUUUCUGCAAUUGAUCUACAACGUAGAUCUCAAGAGCUCUUGAGUUACUCCAUUUCCGACAAUACUAGGAAGUUGUAUGACACGGCACUGAAUGUUUUUAAAGCUGUAUGCUUUAACAUCUUUCGCAAGGCUUACUACCACGAAGAAAAGUGUCCUCCUCAUUCCCACGAAUUAGUAAAUUUUGUGUCUUACCUAUCAUAUAAGCAAUUUUCUCCCAACACAAUUAAAUCUUACAUAUCUGGGUUAUAUUUUUGCAAGCUACACAAUGUCCAUGAUUCAACUCAAUCGUUUUUACUCAGAAAAGUCCUGGUCGGAUUGACCCGUAAAAACCCGCGAGCUGACGACAGGAAACCACUUACAUUGGAUAUCUUGUCGAGUAUACUUCGCUUGCUGCCUACAAUUUGCAAAUCCCCAUAUGAAUCUGCGCUAUUCUCGGUCAUAUUCACAACCGCUUUCUUUGGGUAUUUCAGAAUGGGAGAACUGGUUCAAAAUUCAGUGCAUGACCCUGGCCAUGCUAUCCAAGCUAGGGAUGUAAUCUACCUAGAACACAAUAAUACAGUCCCCAUUUUCCUCAGACACUCAAAGACUGACCAGAAUAUUCACAUUGUAGGUCCAAAAAGAAUUUGGAUCAUUGGGUUGUCCAUAAUUAAGCAUGCUUUUUGCUAUGCUAGAACAUCUUCAUAUGGUGCCAACCUAGAGUUAGCCCGCCAUAAUGCUACCAUAUUUUGGCAAGGCAAAGGGGGCAUGAGACUGGAAGAGAUUUACCCUAAAGUUAGGAGACUACUGAAAGUAGAAGAUGCCCCUCACAUACUAGUUAUACAUUGUGGGGGCAACAACAUCCCAAUGGACAAAGGUGCGAAAUCAGCUGACUUGCGUUUCAGGCUAAAGGCUGUGUUGAAAAAAUUAACAGCAUUACUACCAUCAACAAUAUUGAUUUGGUCUCAGAUACUGCCACGCCUUCACUGAAGGGGGAAUAAACCAAGCUGCCAUCGAAAGAAUAAGAAUUCGU
Ostrea edulis (European flat oyster) is the source of this 1072-nucleotide messenger RNA. RefSeq lists its product as uncharacterized. The record is from RefSeq and is a predicted model, not a curated record. Lineage: Eukaryota; Metazoa; Mollusca; Bivalvia; Ostreida; Ostreidae. The coding region runs from base 1 to 1029 and encodes 342 amino acids. The transcript has 3 exons.